GCGGCGUGUACCCACAACUCCGAGUGUCCUGGAGGCGAACGGCGUGGAGUCUCCAGCUCCGUCCCUCCCGCCCGCUCCGGCCCGUCCGCCCCGCGCGCUGCCCGAGUCCUGCCGACCCAACGUGCCACGGUUGGACGACUGAGUUCCCGGAUUCUGCAGCACAGUUCCCGGCGGCUGCUUUACAGAGAUGCCUGGAAGGAGGGCUCGUAAGAGCGCUCAGCAGAGCCCGACGCGGGCCCCGGCAGAUCCUGAAGUUGAAUGUGCCAUUCAGUUCAGGAGAAUUGGAGACAAACUGAAUUUCCGGCAGAAACUUCUGAAUUUGAUAUCCAAACUCUUCCGCUCAGGAACCUGACUUCAGAAGCUUUCCAGCGAAGAAUGAAGAGACUCCUUUCAAACGGAAGAUUCCCCAGUAAGUGCAAAUUUCAUCAAUUAGAGGAGAGACUGCCUUGUAAUGGAGAAAAACAACGUGAAGGAGCGCUCACG
Molecule: messenger RNA, 483 nt
Organism: Kogia breviceps (pygmy sperm whale)
Lineage: Eukaryota; Metazoa; Chordata; Mammalia; Artiodactyla; Physeteridae
Gene: PMAIP1
Product: phorbol-12-myristate-13-acetate-induced protein 1
Biological process (GO): DNA damage response; release of cytochrome c from mitochondria; apoptotic process
Cellular component (GO): mitochondrion
Source: RefSeq, a predicted model, not a curated record